GUUAAGCAAGCUACUAGUCUAGUUCCUUCCCUUCAAAAAUUAAAGUCAAACUUAAUUUUAUCUUUCUGGUGAAGUUGUGAAUGAUGCUAAAGCUCAAUUGACGAGACUCCUCUUUACCAAUUUUCGUAACAUCAACGCGUGAUACUUCAGAGACAGAAGAUACCCAGAUACCCAGAUACCCAUCUUGCUUUGUUUUUCCCAGCAGUCAUAUUUGCCCCCUUCUAUAUCAAGAUCACCUACUUUCUUAACAAAGUCAACGAACCUCAACGAACUCAUAUCCAUACGUGAUUCUCUUGAUUCUCGCAGACCCAGCCUACACAGUUUCACGAUGAGUCCUUCAUUUGCGCAAGCGAAUCCAUUCGCGCGACGAGAUACCCAUCCACUUCAAGCAAUCUGGACAUACAAAAUAUGUACAAUUAUAUCUUGGUUGUUGAUGGUAGUAGUCACCUUUUACUACAACUUCCACGCACCUCAAGAUGACAAGCACAGUUGGCGUCAUACCAUUUGGGAGCAGAAUAAGAUACACCACACACCAUUUGCUAUGAAUGCUUUCAUUGCUUCAUUUUAUUGGUUAUUCCUCUUCAUUCUUCAAGUUGGAUAUGUCCUUCACCUCUUCAGCGAUGAGGCUGAACAUGUCAACGCCGCAGCAUCGGUUGGAAGUCAUUUCAUUCUCAACAAUCUCUUGCAAUUUGCAUUCGUCAUGCUAUUCGUUCGAUCUCACUUCGUUUGGGCUGAGAUUAUUUUGAUCAUCAAUUUCUUCAACCUUUCCUCUCUCUACUUCCGUCAUAACACCACCCCAAGAUUCAUUCAUAUGCCCGCUACCUCUGGUCCACUCGCCUGGACAUUUGUAGCUUUAUAUUGGAACGGAGCUAUUGCUGUUGGAGCUCACAACCUUCCUGCACGCAUCCUGGCAAAUGUUGCAAUCUGGGGUAUCUUAGUAUAUGGACUCUUCUUCCUUGCUGCUUAUAAGGAUUACACCAUGGGAUUUGCCCUUAGUAUCAUCACGGCAGCUAUUGGAGUUGGCCAAUUCUUCACGAAGGUAUUUGCUCUUCAGUGGAUCUUCGCCUUUACCAUAAUGGGUACUCUCUUCCUUGCUACGUUGAUAGUUGCCAUUCCUGGAAUUUUUGGCAAGGAGAUUUCAUUCAGAAGAGGAACUCCACUAGCGUCUGAGGAUCAAGAGAGAGCCCCUCUUUUGGACGACCACUAGAUUGGUGGAAAUGACUGUGAUGUUGUGGUUUCAAUCAUUGCCUAGGCAAAACUUGUUCAUGGAUACCAUAAUAUCACGAGGGUUGGUCAAAAUCUGAAAAAACGGCACGAUGCAGGAGGGGUUUAAAAUAGUACGGGAAGUUUGUGAUGUCAUGUCAUGUCAUGGAGACUCUCUGGGUUAAUAGGUGUUACGCAAGGAUUUGGGGGACAUUCUUCCAUUAUUAUUUCUUAUUUUGGGGUUUUGACAGACAAUGCGAGAUCUAUCACAAUCCUAGAUUUGGAGUUAUCAGACAAAUUGAAUCUGUGUAUGCAUCAACGUUGCAAUAUUCUCCUCUAUUCCGAUUCUUGGAAUGUAAUUGUGUGGAAUAAUUGAGUGAUCUUCUUGCAAGUUAGAAGUUGAAGCUAUAUAGUGAUUAAAGUCUUUUCACUG
Molecule: messenger RNA, 1636 nt
Organism: Botrytis porri
Lineage: Eukaryota; Fungi; Ascomycota; Leotiomycetes; Helotiales; Sclerotiniaceae
Exons: 5
Coding region: 329-1207 (292 amino acids)
Source: RefSeq, a predicted model, not a curated record